AUGAACUUCAUGGUUUCUUCCAUCGCUCGUAAAUACCAGAUCAAGCAGAACACCUCAAAUGCCUGCUUGGCUAGCAAUCUGAGGUUCCUCAAUGAGGACCUAUUUGAACUCAGGCUGCCAAGAGAGAUUAGAAACAAGAUAUGGGCUUUUGCAGCAUUGGAGCCUCGAGUCAUCCCGCUUUUCAUCAUGCAACGAGAUCUCGAGCAUCGCAAGGUCUCCAGUCAAGCUCCACACCCGGCCAUAGUUCAAGUCAACAAGGAAUCUAGGGAGGAGGGGAUGAGGCAUUAUGAGAGAGUCCUCGAGAAGUGCUCCAGUUUUUGUCCACAUCGAGACUUGCUUUACACCUCUGCAUAUCGACAUGAUGGAAGAUGUUCUGGCCAGCGAAUUCCCACCUACAUUAACUUCGCCGUUGACCGGUUUCAUCAUGGAUCAGAUCUCAAUCUGGUUCUCAACAAAAACUUGACUGCUGUGAGAAUCUCACGAGAGAAGCCAAGCGAGACCUUUCAGCACACGCACGCGCCAUACGAAUACAGGAUUCCCAGAUACUGGUACUUCCCAACUCGCUACGAUGACCUCGAUCUCCAUAUCUUCUUGAAGCGCGAUGCUUUGAGAGAGUUUACUAUCAAGUUCAUUGGCGAUGGCAAUCUCGGAGGACAGGAGAUAUGGAAUGAGGGCAGCGUCUUUGAGAGCAUGAGGCGAAGUGAAGGAGCGCGGAGACUGAGGGAGGAGCUUGAGGAAUACAUCAAGGAGAAGAAGUUCAGUUGCCGGGUUGAGAUUGAAAUGAUCUUCGAGGAGGAUGAUUUGCAGCUGGAACGUCUUGGACGACGCUCGAUCCUUUACCUCAGGAUCACUAAGACCAGUGAUAAUUGA
Messenger RNA from Hyaloscypha bicolor E, 870 nucleotides. RefSeq lists its product as uncharacterized. The transcript is spliced from 3 exons. The coding region runs from base 1 to 870 and encodes 289 amino acids. Lineage: Eukaryota; Fungi; Ascomycota; Leotiomycetes; Helotiales; Hyaloscyphaceae. The record is from RefSeq and is a predicted model, not a curated record.